Molecule: messenger RNA, 2572 nt
Organism: Gadus macrocephalus (Pacific cod)
Lineage: Eukaryota; Metazoa; Chordata; Actinopteri; Gadiformes; Gadidae
Product: regulator of G-protein signaling 9-binding protein
Exons: 1
Coding region: 1011-1748 (245 amino acids)
Biological process (GO): G protein-coupled receptor signaling pathway; detection of light stimulus involved in visual perception
Cellular component (GO): photoreceptor outer segment; neuron projection
Source: RefSeq, a predicted model, not a curated record
GAUUGAGAGGGAAACCACACCAAUUACAACAGCAACUCCAGCACUAUCAUACAGUGGUGGUUGUGAUGGAAAUGGUCAUGGACAGCUCCUCUAUUCUGGAGAUAUAGGAAAACCAGGGCGGACAUUACAUGCUUUAUUCUCCUCUCCAUCAUGACGCCCCGGAACCUCAGCGUGGAUUUGCUUUGUUUGUUCUCAGAUGAAUAUCUGAUUGCUUAUUUCCCAUGGUGUAUCGGCGUUGACAGCAGCCUAGUCUUCUUUUAUAAUCGGUAAACAAAACAUAAGUGUAUCGUAUUGACGAGCCAGAAGGAGAGAUAUCCUCUUCUCGGAUGUUGCGACACCUGUAGCUGAGUGAGGGAGAUGUGUGUGUUCGUGAGUGUGAGAGAGAGAGAGAGAGAGAGAGAGAGAGAGAGAGAGAGAGAGAGAGAGAGAGAGAGAGAGAGAGAGAGAGAGAGAGAGAGAGAGAGAGAGAGAGAGAGAGAGAGAGAGAGAGAGAGAGAGAGAGAGAGAGAGAGAGAGAGAGAGAGAGAGAGAGAGAGAGAGAGAGAGAGAGAGAGUGUGUGCGUGUGUUUGUGGUGCUUUGAUGCAGAUGUGCAGUGUCGGUUUUAAAGUGUGUUUUAUAAGCGGGGCUUCACACUCAUCGUUCAUCCAUCAGUAAAAGAGGUGCUUUGGGAGGCGGUGUUGGUUUCCCCGGAGGAAAGCGCAAGGUAUACUACAUGAGAUCAAAGCCGUUUAGAGACGCAUUAGUUUCUAAGCCGAUCGCCGUUUGCUCGCUGGCGGCAGAGACCAUGAUGGACAGAGAGGAAUCCGUCGUGACCAGAGCUGGGAGAGUGGAGAGUCUGUGAAGCCGGCCGUGUGCAUCCGCAGGAAACUAAACACAAACCCCAUCCAUCCUGACGCCUGGACAAACGUAGGGGUACGAGGGUGACCCAUCGCUUCGCUUCAGCUGCCUUCUGUUUUAAUUUAUUUUUUCAAUAACUUUUUUUUUAAAUUUUCUUCCGUGGGGGCCAACAAUGGGGAAAGACGAAUGCAAAACCAUGCUGGACGCCCUGAACAAAGUGACCGCUUGCUACCGGCAUCUGGUCAUCGCCCUGGGCAGCACGUCGGACUCGCAGAACCUCCGUGAGGAGCUGAGGAAGACCCGCAGGAAGGCCCAGGAGCUGGCCGCGGCCAACCGGACCAAGCUGACCGCCCUGCUGAAGGACAAGACCAUCAGCAAGGACGACCGCGCCGAGUACGAGCGCCUGUGGGUGCUGUUCUCCAGCAACAUGGACCUGCUGGAGGUGGACAUGAAGAGGUCCCUGGAGAUCGGGCAGGACUUCCCGCUCAAGCUGCCCACCAGGCACCUGAUCGCCACGGGGAUGACCGGCAGCACCACUACGGUGGCCGCGCGGGCCAUGAGCGUGCAGAACAUGAAGUACGAGGCGGACAGCAACGUGGACACGGCGGACCUGAGGGAGCUCCGCACUGAGAUCACCCAGGUGAGCCAGAUGAUGGAGGAGAUGGAGAUGAAGGUGCAGGUGGCGCCGUGGGCGGUGGAGGCCAAGCAGGAGCCGGGCGCGGAGCUCAAAUCCAACAUGAGCGUGGGCAACUCCUCGGUCGGGGUGAUCUCCAUCUGCGAAGAGGAGCCCAAGGAGGACGAGGGGGGAGAGAGAGAGGCCGGCUCCGGGUCAUUCUGCGCGAUCCUCAUCUUCCUGGUGAUUCUAUUUGUUGCGGGGGUGCUGGGGUAUCUGGUCGUCAGCAUGUCCUGAUGUGUGUCAGGACUACCAACAAACAUUGGAACGAGGCUGGCCCUGGCACCGUGGCAACGUGGCACCGGUAUCAGAGCCAGAGCUUUUCCAAAGGUGCUUCCUAGAAAUUUUUUUGCGGAAACACGAUGGAAGAGGUUUAUUUUCAUGGUUGCUAUCUGAAUGUUAUUUUUCUGGGCUCUGAGGAUGGACACACACUACUAUGUUAGUUUAGAAAAAUUUAGGCGACACCAAAAUUGGAAAGGGGAUUUGACCGCGCGAAGACUUUUGGCGCUAAAUCGAAGCACGUUUUGAAAGGCGAUGUUGUAAGAGUCCACUGACGCCAAAUGAUGUGACAGCGUCGGGUUGAAGUGAAUAACGUUGCUACUGACUCCUAAUCCAAGUGGAUUAGGCCAAAAGCUCAUGCGUAAAUAUAGCCUACUGAUGCUAGUGGAGUAGUCCAUUUGAUGUCCUGAUUUCUUCCGUCGUAAAUCUAGUCAUUUCUAAGUAGGCCUACAACUAUUUCCAAACUAGAUGGCCAUUAGACAACUCAUGGCCAGGUGAUGUUGAUAAAGUCACAGUUAAUGACACAAGAUUGGAAUAUCACAAUGACUACUGCAUAGUAGACCCACUCUGUGGGACGUACAGAGAAUGUUGACCAGGACUUUGACCAUCAUGGAACUCGCCACUCGGCACCUGCUGGGGUUCAUUUGCUGGGCCUCAUAUGAACAGUAUUGAAUGUAUAGGGGCAUCACAAAGGUGAGAAUAGAUGGUUUGUAAAUACAGUUUUGUGUCAGAUAAUGUACAUAUGAUGGAGUAUAUUUAUGAUAAUAAAAUGAUGAAAAGCA